Molecule: messenger RNA, 1581 nt
Organism: Apiotrichum porosum
Lineage: Eukaryota; Fungi; Basidiomycota; Tremellomycetes; Trichosporonales; Trichosporonaceae
Exons: 3
Coding region: 1-1581 (526 amino acids)
Biological process (GO): peroxisome organization
Cellular component (GO): peroxisomal membrane
Source: RefSeq, a predicted model, not a curated record
AUGGCAAACUUGCCUUCCUACAUGCCCAUCCCGGGGGCUGCCCUCCCCAUCCCGGAACCCCAAGACCCCACACCACCCCGGGUCCCAUCCGUCCUGCAAGGCGGCACGGGGAUGCAGCGCGUCUCGUCGACGGGCACCGGCUCGUCGUCAACUUCAACCGGAGGCACUUCAUCGCAGCCAUACGCCGCGCCGUUCCCGCCCGCCAUCGCCGCCGCUGCAGCUGCAGCGCAGAUGAACAGCUCGCGCAGGUUCCCCGCCAUCCCGACGACCAACCUCAGCGCCAAUGUGUCAGACAUCGUCCUGUCGUCGCUGUUGCCGGCCAACCUGCCCAAGUUGCCAGGUGCAAGCGGCAAUACUGCGCCUGGCCGCGCACGCGAGCUCACGAGCCAGCGCGAAGGCCUCGGCCUCAACGUCAUGAGCAACAACUUUAGGCGAUUUGUGACCAAGGUUGGACCAAUCUUCUGGCUCCAGGACCGGGUCGAGGAGGUUCUCUUCUGGCAAAAACCCAUCUGGACGUGGGCAUGGCUCUUUACGUGGACGUUCAUUUGCUUCAACCCGCGUACUUUGCUCUUCCUUCCAGCCGCGGCCGUGUUGGCCAUCUUUAUCGCUUUGCAAGAACAGAAGCGCGCGGUCCCAAGCCUGUUUGGCGUCGUCCAGCCGGCCCCCGCGACCGGUUCAGCUCGCGUUGGGACCGAGUCUGUGUCUUACUCUGCGUCGACAGCCCCAGAAUCCGAGGGUAACCCAGUUGUGCCGCCGCGCGAGGCCGAGUCGAGUGUCGACUACUACAUGAACAUGCAGGCCAUCCAGAACCUCAUGGGCAUGAUUGCCGACAUAUUCGACCUCGUCACCCCGUACCUCGCCCUCGUCGGUGGCAAGGACACGUCCCCGACCUCGUUCCCCAUCACCCCUACCCACGUCGUCCUCGUGCUCCUCCCUCCGGCCAUUUUACUCCCACUCACCCCAGCCUGGGCGCUCCCUUACCUCCUCCUCCCAGCCGGCAUCCUCCCGCCCCUCUUCUUCCACCCAAACCUCAACCCCAGCUUCCAGGCCCUCCCGCGCUGUCACGCCGCGCGCGAAGCCCGUGCCGCUUUGGAAGACAUGGCACUUACAGACGCCCUCAGCGAUAAGAUUGGCUCGCGGCCCAUCGCCAGAGUACAAGUGUGGGAGAAUGAGCGUCUCGACCCCGCCACAGCUGCGAAGCCAUUGUCGGCCGGCACACCACCAGGAAGCUGGAGCGCGCGGUACCUCCGUGCCGGCGAGCGUGGGGCGUGGGUCAAAGUCCGCACGCCUGGAAAUCUCUGGGCAGACGAGGAACCCAAGUCUGCCGACGCCGAUGAAGGACGCAUGGUGCUUGCACUCAAGGAGAACUGGUCGUUUGUGCCCGAGGAGGACUGGAGGGUGGACGUGCCGGCACUGUGGAGCGACGUUGGUGCUGACCCAAACGGCUGGGCAUACGCCGACGACUCGUGGCAGUCGCCCUCGGACCAGGCAAUUGACGAGAACCCCCCUCCGCCCGUCACACCUUGGCGCCGCGUCACGCGCAGGCGUAGAUGGUGGCGCCGCAUCUACCUCGAGGAGUAG